This is a messenger RNA of Eremothecium sinecaudum, 921 nucleotides long. RefSeq names its product endonuclease (gene SLX1). The record is from RefSeq and is a predicted model, not a curated record. Gene Ontology annotation, biological process: double-strand break repair via homologous recombination. Bases 1 to 921 code for a protein of 306 amino acids. Lineage: Eukaryota; Fungi; Ascomycota; Saccharomycetes; Saccharomycetales; Saccharomycetaceae. The transcript has a single exon. Gene Ontology annotation, molecular function: 5'-flap endonuclease activity; crossover junction DNA endonuclease activity. Gene Ontology annotation, cellular component: Slx1-Slx4 complex.
AUGUCUGAGGAAUUUGAACGGUUUAAUUUACCUGAAUUUUACGGCUGCUAUCUUCUACGAUCGAUACCUAAAAGGCUCUCAUACUAUAUUGGCUCUACGCCAAGCCCAGUAAGAAGGCUGCGACAGCAUAAUGGUCUGCUAACUAAAGGCGGUGCUUAUAGAACUAGGAGGGAAGGUACUAGACCCUGGGAAAUGGUUAUACUAGUAUACAGUUUUCCUAGCAAAAUCGCUGCACUUCAAUUUGAACAUGCCUGGCAACAUCCGCAUCAGACGCGGUUCAUCUCAUCAGAUAAGAGAGUUGUAAAGAAUAAGAAAGGGGGGAGAAGCAUACAUCAAAAGUUAGCUGUAUUGAAGUUGCUCUUGAGCCAUCGAUUUUUUAAGGUGAUGAACUUGAAGGUUCAAAUAUUUAGCCAAGAGAUUCGCGAGCUUUGGGUUCAGGAUAGGUACAAGGUAGAUGAUCCAACUAUAAACUGUAUUUUAGAUGAGGGGGCUUUGUCCCAACCUGAUAGUACGGAAGACCAAAGCAUCAUCAAUCAUGCUGUGAGUAAUUUGAAGCUAGUUGAGGGAUUUGCUGAAGAUGUUAAGAAAAAAGAUGAAGCAUUAUUUGCAAAUUAUAAGCAAAGACUUAGUUAUGGUGAAAUAACGUGUAGUCUAUGCGGUACGAAAGUCAAUUACAUUGAAGGAGUUAAUUUAAGGCUUCUUGCAUUCUGCUUUAAUGAUUUAUGUGAGUUUGCGUCAUGUUUAGAUUGCUUAUACAAAUGCAUUAUAGAAGAAAUAUCUCUAACUGAUGACAAACCGUUGAUACCCACCAGGACACAGUGUCCAUCCUGUAACAUCGAGCUUGAAUGGUCUACAGUGGUCAGGCAUUCUAUAAAGUCAGCGCAAGUUGGCAAAAACUGCGAAGACGGUAUAGUAGACUAA